UAUUGCUGAACAGCCCAUCGAUCUUUGAGAAGAUUUUCUCUGAUGAGUUUAUUCUUGACAUCAUAGGCGCCCUUGAAUUUACCAAAAGUAUGAGAUAAGGCUAAAGGAAGUAUAUUGCAAGACCUGCAAAAACUCCAUGGACAGUUUUAGUGAAUAACAUAUACGAGAUAGAGAUGUCACACGAAAGAGGGAAUCUUUAUGAUAAAGGAAAAAGAGUUGUUGAAUAUGAGAGGACACCGAGGCUACAACCCACCAUUACCCACCGACCACUUUCUGGUUUUUCCAUUCGUGACCAAACGGACACUACUAACAACAGUGUUUCGUCUUCCGACGAUGAUGAGAAUCUGCCAACUCAACUCCGUAUGAUGGUUCCCAUAGCCGGCAAUCUCACGGCCUUUCGGCCAGUGCAGCAUGUCGAAACCCCAAGUGGUAUCUCCCUUGACCACAAACGUAUUUUCCGUUAGCAUUUAUACAAUUCAUAACCAAAGUGGUCCAUAAAAUGGUUCUUCAGGAGAUCAUUCUCGUGAAGCCACCUACUAUGAUCAUCGUGCAUCACUUGGAGGAACACCUAGCAGCGCUGAGCAUGAUAUUGUUUCAUAUAUAGCGUCGAGGCUCAACACCUCACAGACUGGUCCUGAACACCUUGUUUCAAGCACAGUCAUUACAUCGGACAAAAGACAGAAAAGGCGAGACCAAUAUAUAGCACGGAGAAAUAGGUUAACACCUGAACAGAAGGAGGAAAUCAAUGCACAUCACAGAGCAGCUUGGAAAACGAAGACAGAUGGGCAGAGGAAUUCCCGUCAAAGAGAAACUAGGCAGCAUAUGACAUCAGACGAGAAGGAAUAGAGUAGCACCCUUAGAAUGACAGCCUACCAAAAUAUGUCGGUCGAGGACAAAGAAGAGACAAACUCCCGCCGAAGAGCUCGUGUGCAAAACAUGUCACCCGAAGAGAAGCAGAAUAUGCGAGCUCAGCGAAACGCAAAACUCGCGGCUAGGCGCAACACCCCUUGCAUUGAAUCCAUAGCAAUGCUGCGACCAGAUGCAUCUAACUUAGCUGCCCCCAACCAUAUGUCGACCACUCAUCCGUUCGCAGUCGGGGAACCCGCCGCUUCAUCUCAUGCCCCCGGGCCACCAAGUAAGGCUGGUCACGGCUUGGAAUCAGACGGUAAUCCCCCCAUCUUUACACUACUUGAUAUGUCCAUGUGUGUUCAACCAGUAUUUACUAGCUACCUAACGGUGCAGGCGAGUACCUUAGUCGUACCCUAGGCGAUGGAGAUCAACAGGAAGAGCACAUCAAUGCGUCGCAGCAAGGCAACGAUCAACCAAUAUACGAGAACCAGAAUCAUGCCCAUGAGCAGAGGCAUGAGACCAGAGCAGAGCGUAGGGCUAACCAGCGAGUGGACAAAGAAGGUGGAACUGUAAAGAAGAUUCAAGGGAAUGUCGUAAAAUGAAGGGCACGCGGGAAGAACAUACCAGAGGGUAAGAAGUCAGCAUUGCUAGAUCGUCGUAAUGCAAGCUUUGAAGCUAAGCGGAGGACUCCCCGCCAAGAGGCAAGUACCUUAGAUGUGAACAAAUCACCAACAAGCUCAUCUUCACCACCCACAGGAGCUGCUUCACUCGCUUCCCCCCCCUUCAUUAAGCACGCCGUCUUACACCAUAGGGACCGAUGGUAACCGUAUCAUCUUUACUGUCCACCAUGUCACCAGUCACACUAAACCUUGCUCCCCCUUCAUCAAGCACGCCGUCUUACCGGCUCAACAAUGAUGCAGCUGAUAUGGAAGCCUUCCUCAGCAACAUAAUGGACGAUGGUGCACUCUCCGAUGGCCUCAUGGAUGAUGAGUACUACCUGUUUGCUGGUGAAGGUACUCUGAGACGCCUUUCGCUUCUCGUCCAUGUAUACUAUUCAUUUAUGAUGUGAAUCCUAUCAUGUCAUGUUAUGUCUCGCCGAUGCUUGCAGGAUACGACGCUGAUGGCACGGACAUCGAUCAGCCCGUGGACUCCUCCGAAACGGGGCCUAUCGACCUUGAUCCUUUUGACUAUGUCUACUCGAUUAUCCCAGACAGCACGCACAUCCUGAAGCACGCGGCAAACUACGACCAUUGCAAGGCCAGGAAGUUCCAGUACGAGACAGAUGGCUUCUGCUGUCAAAAUGGGGAAAUAGAGUUGGCCGAACAAGAGCCUAUUCCAGAGCUGAUGAGGUUAUGGUCUAGCGCAGAUGCAGACUCUCGGCACUUCCGGGAGAGCAUUCGGUUCUUCAACGGUCACUUCUCCUUCACUACCCUUGGCGUCAGCCUAGACAACAACUAUACGAACAUGAAGUCUGGGGUAUACACGUUCCGGGCGCAGGGCACUAUUUACCACAAAGUGCAUUCGUUCGGUCCAACAACUCUUCCUAGACAUCUGCAGUUGUACUUCUAUGACGACGACCCCAACUUAAGCCAUCGCAAGGAGGCUACCAAGAAAUUGAACCAACGCGUAAUCAACAAGUUAGUGGACAUCCUCAGGGGCAACCCCUACUCCCAACAGUUUAGAAGUUUGGGUACCCACAAGGAAAACCUCGAGGAGUACCGCAUAGACCUCAACAUUGACCAGAAGCUAGAUCAACGGAGAUAUAACAGACCUGUGUCAUCCGAGGUGGCUGCGAUUUGGGUCGAGGGAAACGAUCUAGCAAAGAGGUUUAACCGCAGCAUUACACUCUAUGGGGACAACGAUGAGAAGCAUAGUAUACAUGCCACAGAUGGCUGCUAUGACCCGCUCUCGUAUCCCCUCUUUUUCCCAAGGGGGAGCUUGGUUGGAAUCCAAAUAUCCCGAAGCGCAAUGUCCCUUGGGAGCUUGCAUAGCAACCAAGACGGAACCACGAUAACAAUUCAGGUUUGCCCGUUUUCUAUGCUUAUAUGCAAAAAAAGAUAACAUUGUCUAUCCUUCCCAUAUGGUAACUAACCUUCUUCUAUCACGUCUAUGCACAUAGGGGAAUAGUCGAUUGUGCGUCUCUGUCAGGGACUACUACUGUUACCGGCUACAGACACGCCCUGCAAUAUUCAACCCCAUACUUCACGGAGCACGCCUAUUCCAGCAGUGGGGUGUGGACAUGUUCAUCAAGAUUGAGGGUUGUAGGCUGAAGUGGAUCAAGGACCACCAAACGCAGAUACGUGCCGAUCUAUAUCAAGGCCUUGUGGAUAGCAUCGCGGUUAGGGAGGUGCGAGUGAGCGCUAUUGGCAAGAGGAUCGUGCUCCCAGGCACGCAUCAGGGGAGCAACCGAGACAUGAAGGGGAGGCAUAUGGACGCUAUGGCACUGAUGCAGACCUAUGGGAAGCCUGACAUCUUUUUGACUAUGACGUGCAAUACUAGCUGGGAGGAGAUACUGAAUGAGCUACUUCCUGGCCAGACACCCCAAGACCGACCAGAUCUUGUCGCACGCGUGUUUAGGGCCAAGUUGGAGACCAUGAAAGAGAUGUUGUUCAAGAAGCACGUCCUUGGUGUUGUGGUGGCGCAUGUGUAUGUCGUCGAGUUCCAGAAGAGGGGCCUCCCCCACGCGCACUUCCUGUUGAUAAUGAAUAGAGAAUAUAAACUUGUGGUGCCAGAGCAGUAUGACCGCAUCAUAUCCGCAGAGCUCCCGGACAAGCAUAAGUAUCCAGAGCUCUAUGCCAUGGUCGUGAAGCAUAUGAUGCAUGGCCCAUGCGGUAAUCUAAAUCCCAAAAAUGUGUGUAUGCAAGACUUGAAGUGCAAGAGCCAGUACCCACGACCAUUCAACCAGAACACCUUACAAGGAAGGAUUCAUACCGUGUGUAUCGACGGCGGGACGAUGGUCGUCAGGCUAAGGUCCGACGUCAGAUGCUGGAUAACAGAUGGGUGGUGCCUUACAACCCUUAUCUGUUACGGAUGUUCAACUGCUACAUAAAUGUCGAGGUGUGCUCGAGCAUCAAGGCCAUCAAGUACCUUUGCAAAUACGUAUACAAGGGCCACGACCGAGCUUCAAUCAGCAUCGACCAGCCUGACGAGAAAGGGGUUGUAGACGAGAUUAAAAGGUACAUCGAUGCGAGAUGGUUUACUCCACCGGAGGCGAUGUGGAGGAUAUUCGGCUUCAAUCUUUUAGAGAGUUUCCCGUCGGUCCUACAGUUGUCGCUUCAUCUCCCAAAUAUGCAUAGUGUCACGGUCAAAGCAGGAGAGGACCUGACCGAUGUCGUCGCCCGUGAUAAAGCAUCUAAGUCAAUGCUGACGGAGUAUUUCCUCGCUAAUCAGCAGCAUGUUUGGGCUCGAGACAUCCUGUACAAGGACUUUCCGGGAAGUUUCACAUGGCAGAGAGCAAAGUACUGGAGGCCGAGGCAAAAGCAACACCAAGUAGGUCGAAUCGUGUCAGCACAUCUAGCCGAGGGGGAGCGGUACUUUCUACGAGUGCUGCUCAACCACGUAUCAGGCAAGACAUCCUUCGAGGACCUAAGGACCGUGGACGGUGUGCUAUGUGAUAGCUUCCGUGAGGCUGCCGAGAGAUUGGGCCUCAUCGAGGCCGACAACACGCUUGACGAGUCUCUUACAGAGUCAACACAAUUCGCGAUGCCAGCCUCGCUCAGGAGGCUCUUUGCAACAAUCUUGGUAUUCUGCGAGCCAGGUGACGUGCGCGGUCUAUGGGAUAGGCACCUAGAGGCGAUGUCUGAUGACUACCGCCGAUCACACACGUGCUCAAAGGCAGUGGAGCAGAUGGUGUUGCUAGACAUCAGGGGCAUGCUACAGUCAAUGGGCAAAGACAUAGCAUUGUUCCCUCUUCCGGACAUCGACGAGACCUAUGACACAUUGGAGGCGAGGCAAGAGAAGUCACAGAGGAGUCCACCAUCGAGGUUGACGCACGCGACGCAGCUUUACCGUCCUCGCUAAACCAUGAGCAAAGGCUUGCAUACGACGAGAUCCUGGCAGCAGUAGAUGCCGAUGAUGGGGGUGUAUUCUUUGUCGAUGGCCCGGGAGGCACCGGGAAGACCUUCCUAUACAGGAAAUUGCUCGCAAAGGUUCGGGGGGAGGGCAAGAUAGCGGUGGCUACGGCGACGUCGGGCGUCGCGGCUUCCAUCAUGCCUGGAGGCAGGACAACCCACUCGAGGUUCAAGAUCCCAAUCAGCAUUGAAGAUGGGGCGUCGUGCAGCUUCACCAAGCAAAGUGGGACGGCCAAGCUCCUGCGCAUGGCUUCCCUCAUCCUAUGGGACGAGGCCAGCAUGACGAAGCGGCAACCUGUUGAGCCACUGGACAAUAGCAUGCGGGAAAUCAUGGGACGACGACACCAACCGUUCGGGGGGAAAACUGUCGUGUUCGGUGGGGACUUCAGGCAGGUGCUUCCAGUCGUCAGGAAAGCGUCACAGGGUCAGAUAAUCGAUGCGACCUGCGGAGUUCGUACCUUUGGAAGGUUAUGCGCCAGCUAAGGCUCGUCACGAACAUGAGGGCGCAUAACGACCCGUGGUUCGCAGAUUACUUGCUAAGGGUAGGCAACGGCACCGAAGAAACCGACGAGGAAGGCAACAUAAGGCUCCCUCAAGACAUUUGUGUGCCGCCAACAGGAGACGGUGUGGACCUAGAGAAGCUAAUCGACCAUGUAUUUCCUGCUCUAGACCACAACAUGUCUGAUCCAAAUUAUAUGACAUCUCGAGCAAUCCUCUCCACCAAGAACGACAACGUUGAUAAGAUAAACACACGCAUGAUAGAGCGCUUCUAGGGCGAAGAGAAGAUCUACCAUAGUUUUGAUAGUGCAGAGGAUGACCCACACGGCUACUAUGCCCCCGAGUUCCUCAACAACCUGACUCCCAACGGGCUGCCUCCGCAUGCCCUCAAACUAAAGAUAAAUUGCCCCAUUAUACUAUUGAGAAACAUAGAUCCAGCUAAUGGGUUAUGUAACGGCACAAGGCUUGUGGUCCGGGGUUUCCAAAGGAACGCCAUCGACGCAGAAAUCGUGCUAGGACAACAUGCUGGUAGGAGGGUGUUCCUUCCUCGGAUACCUCUUUGUCCAUCCGAUGAUGAUAUCUUCCCUUUCAAGUUCAAGAGGAAGCAGUUCCCUAUUAGGCUCAGCUUUGCCAUGAUGAUCAACAAGGCGCAAGGACAGACCAUACCGAUUGUCGGGGUGUACCUACCGGACCCGAUUUUCUCUCACGGUCAGCUCUACGUUGCAUUGUCUAGAGCCACCGCAAAGACGAACAUUAAGGUUCUCGCCAUCAAGGACGACGGCAAGGGUAAAGUCAAGGGCAAGGAACAAAGCAAGAAUUCAAAGAAGCGAAAAAGAUCUGAGCCCUUAUUAACGACCAUGAAGAACAUAGUAUACAAGGAAGUCCUUAGCACAUAAAGUUGCCGGAUCAAAUUAUACCAACUGAAGGUAAAGUAUGUUCAGAUCUGCAUUACAGCGACAUAACUAUUGUAGAACUUAAUGCACACUGACCCGAGUAUUUUUGUCGUGUAGUACUCGAGGGAGCAUUGUCAGUCUUAAGAAACCAUGAUUAUUCCUUCCGCGAUAUCUGCCCAUCCUAUACUUGGUCAAAGCUGCACCUAUUCAAGCUGGAAAUAACAAGAGACAACGUGAAGGUUCGACCAAAUACAGGAGGAAGAUGCAUUGACAGUGACUUGAUAAAAAAGAACAAAAAUGCUAACUAUUGUCUUGUUGCCAAAAUUUACGUUGUUUUGUUAUUACACAACCACUUAUCUGUGAGUGUGAUAUUAUCAAUAUGAAUCGUGUGGAUCUCUAUUAAAAA
Messenger RNA from Hordeum vulgare subsp. vulgare (domesticated barley), 6716 nucleotides. RefSeq lists its product as uncharacterized. The transcript has 4 exons. The record is from RefSeq and is a predicted model, not a curated record. Bases 3832 to 4869 code for a protein of 345 amino acids. NCBI's taxonomy places the organism in Eukaryota, Viridiplantae, Streptophyta, Magnoliopsida, Poales, Poaceae. Gene Ontology annotation, cellular component: cytosol. Gene Ontology annotation, molecular function: aldose reductase (NADPH) activity.